Molecule: messenger RNA, 483 nt
Organism: Striga asiatica
Lineage: Eukaryota; Viridiplantae; Streptophyta; Magnoliopsida; Lamiales; Orobanchaceae
Source: the annotation of a GenBank genome assembly
AUGCCCGAACCAAAAUAUGUUAUUGCUAUGGGAGCAUGUACAAUUACCGGAGGGAUGUUCAGUACCGAUUCUUAUAGUACUGUUCGGGGAGUCGAUAAGCUAAUCCCCCAUGGGCCCAAGUACUCUGGCUCUCAUAGCCGCGGAAGAAUGAACCGAAGGAUUCAAACGUGGAGUUUUUUCCCACUUAUGUACUGGAGCAAUACGAUAUUGAGCAGGAUUGCAAGCACUAUUAGGGUUCCUAAGGUGACGGAUGGGUUGACUCCGCAACGAAAGCGUAUCUCCUUUGCCCUGGUUGAAGCAAAGGUGUUUGAUAAAUUGCCUGACUCAGUUGAGCUCCAAAACCCUAUUAAUGGUGUGAUUUUCAAACACCGGUUUGUCCGUAUCUGUGUCGAGGAGGAUCUGCCUCUUUUGACUAAAGUCAGAGUGGGGAGUGCACCAGCUUGCGAUCCAGCCCUUUCCUUUGCCGAUCUCCUCGCUCAGUAA